Messenger RNA from Rosa rugosa (rugosa rose), 3741 nucleotides. RefSeq lists its product as uncharacterized. Lineage: Eukaryota; Viridiplantae; Streptophyta; Magnoliopsida; Rosales; Rosaceae. Gene Ontology annotation, molecular function: nucleic acid binding. Gene Ontology annotation, biological process: DNA integration. Bases 1 to 3741 code for a protein of 1246 amino acids. The record is from RefSeq and is a predicted model, not a curated record. The transcript has 4 exons.
AUGCAAUUGUACGUGUACCUUGCUGCUGCAAAUGGGAAGUCUGCCAACUUUGAAAUGAAAUCUGGAUUGCUUCAAAGACUUCCCAUUUUCCAUGGCUUUAACAUUGAAGACCCUAAUAAGCACUUGAAGGAGUUUCUAUUUGUUUGCUCAAGUAUGUCGCAUCAAAAGGUGGAUGAAGACAUCUUCAAGUUAAAGGCAUUUCCAUUUUCUCUGGAGGACCGUGCUAAGGAUUGGUUGUAUGAGCUGCCUGAAAGACAUAUUACAUCUUGGAAUGGAUUAAUGAAAGCAUUUUUGGAGAAGUAUUUUCCCACUUCACGUGUGAUCAUGCUUAGAAAGAAAAUCACAGGAAUUACUCAACAUGUGCAUGAGACUUAUCCAGCUUACUAUGAGAGGUUCAAGACCUUGUUAUCACAAUGCCCACAACAUUUGGAUAGACAAAUGUUGGAUGCUGCAAGUGGUGGGGCUUUUGUAGACAAGACGCCAUCAGAGGGAAUGAAGUUAAUUGCCAAUCGUGCUUUAAAUGCUCAACAAUAUGAAGGCAUUGGUAAUUCAACGCAGAGGGUAAGUGAGAUUGCAAUGCUAUUGGAGGCUAUGUUCAACAAGGCUUCUUUCCAAGGCUUCUUUCAGAAGCCUCAUGUUUCUCAGAAUUUUGUUUCUUCUAAUUUUGACUCAAUUUCUAACCCUAACUAUGAUAAGAUGUUUGAAGCUUUAGCAAGUUCUACUCAAGCACUUGUGGAGAGUCAACAGAGUCAUGGUAAGGAUAUCUUGGAAUUGAAGGAACAAAUGGGUCGAGUUUUGGACUUUAUAGGUAUGAUUUCGGACCCAAAGCCCCAAUCUGCUAAGGCGGUCACAACAAGAAGUGGACGUACACUCGUGGAUCCACCAAAGAAAGUUAUUGCUAAUCCAUCUCCCCCUAUUCCAUUUCCAAACAGAUUUGCAAAAUCAAAGAAGGAGGAGGAGGAAAAAGCAAUUUUCGAGAUUUUCAAGAAGGUACAAGUCAACAUACCUUUGAUUGAGUGCCUUACUCAAAUCCCUAAGUAUGCCAAGUACUUGAAGGAGCUCUGCACCACUAGGAGACGUACACGUGAAAAAGAGGUAGUGAAAAUGUCUGAAAGCGUCUCAGCUGUGAUUCAGAGAAAACUUCCACCAAAGCUUAAAGAUCUAGGAAGUUUUUCUAUCCCUUGCACUAUUGGUAACACUAAUUUCGAGAAUGUGAUGCUAGAUCUAGGAGCUUCAAUAAAUGUUAUGCCUUAUAGUAUUUAUGAAUCUCUAGACCUAGGUGAGCUUAAAACUGAUAAUGUGAUUAUUCAAUUAGUUGACAGAUCUAAUGCUUAUCCGAAAGGGUAUGUUGAGGAUGUUCUUGUGCAGGUGAAUAGCUUAAUCUUUCCUGCAGAUUUUUAUGUCUUGGAAAUGGGGGAGUCUCCUAAGAACUCAACGCCAUUUUUUCUUGGAAGACCAUUCAUGAGGACGGCUAGGACCAAGAUUGAUGUGUUCAAUGGCUCCUUAACUAUGGAGUUUGAUGGUGAAGUUAUUAGCUUCAACGUUUUUGAAGCUAUGAGGUACCCUCUUUCUAAAGAUUACUCUGUUAAUACUACUGACCUUCUGGACUCUUUUGCUCAGAAAAUUUUCAAAGUAAUGAAUGAGGAUACUUUGCUCACUACUAUGGAGAAAAAACUUGGUUAUUCUAGCAAUGGCAAGGAAAUUCCACUAAGGGAAUUCAUGGAUGACAAAGUCUUUGAGAGUGCGGCAUAUCUUGAGUCAACGCCACAUAUUGUAGGUAAAGUUCCUAUACCUUUGUCAAUUCAGUUAUCUACUAAUAAACCUGUCCCUUCAGUGAUUCAAGCACCCACACUUGAACUCAAACCGCUUCCGGAUCACUUGAAAUAUGCCUUUUUGGGAGAUAACGACACCUUGCUAGUAAUUGUAUCUUCAAAGCUCACGGUUGAGCAAGAAGGUAAGUUGGUGGAUGUAUUGAGGAAGCACAAGACUGCUAUUGGAUGGACUUUGGCAGAUAUCAAGGGAAUUAGCCCUACACGUUGUGUCCACAUAAUACUUCUUGAGGAGGGGGCAAAACACACAGUAGAGGCCCAAAGGUGCCUCAACCCUCCAAUGUUGGAAGUAGUCAAGAAGGAGGUGAUAAAGCUCUUGGAUUGUGGAGUCAUCUACCCCAUUUCAGAUAGUAGUUGGGUUUCACCUGUGCAAGUAGUGCCAAAGAAGAGUGGAAUCACGGUUGUAAAGAAUGAGGAGAAUGAGCUUGUGCCACAAAGCAUUGUGACUGGACACAGAGUUUGCAUAGACUACAGAAAGCUCAACGCCACCACAAGGAAAGACCACUUCCCAAUGCCCUUCAUUGAUCAAAUGCUUGAGAGGUUAGCUGGUCAUUGUUUUUAUUGUUUUCUUGAUGGAUAUUCUGGAUAUAACCAAAUUUGGAUAGCUCAAGAGGAUCAAGAGAAGACUACCUUCACUUGCCCUUUUGGCACUUUUGCAUAUCGUAGAAUGCCAUUUGGACUUUGCAACACCCCAGUUGGAGCUGUCCUUGGUCAACGCAACGACAAGAGACCUCACGCCAUAUACUAUGCUUCCAGGACUUUAAAUGAUGCUCAAUUAAAUUAUUCCACUACAGAAAAAGAGUUUUCAGCUGUUGUUUUUGCUUUAGAGAAAUUUAGAUCUUAUUUACUUGGUACUAAAGUGACUAUUUUCUCUGAUCAUGCAGCUUUAAAGUACUUACUUUCGAAAAAGGAAGCAAAACCAAGACUCAUACGUUGGAUCCUUCUUCUACAAGAGUUUGAUGUGGAAAUCAAGGACAAGAAGGGAAGCGAGAAUGUGGUAGCAGAUCACUUGAACUGUAUCAUACAUGAUCAAGACGCCCUACCUUUGGUUGAAACGUUUCCGGAUGAACAACUCUUCGGAAUCCAGGUAAGUAGCCCAUGGUAUGCGGAUAUUGUUAAUUUCUUAGUUACAAAUAAAAUCCCUAGACAUUUGUCAAGUCAUUUGCAUGCUAAACUUAGAAAAACUGCUAGGCAAUAUGUGUGGGAUGAUCCUUACUUGUGGAAAAUUUGUAAUGAUGGCAUAAUUAGACGUUGUGUUGAUGAAUCUGAAUUUAAAGAUAUAUUGUCUUUUUGCCAUGCUAAAAAUUGUGGGGGUCACUUUGGAUCUAAGAAAACUGCAUUAAAGGUGUUAGAAUCCGGUUUCUUUUGGCCUUCAUUGUUUAAAGAUGCACAUGCUUUCUGUAUGACUUGUGAUAGGUGUCAAAGAACUGGAAACUUAGGAUCUAGAAAUCAAAUGCCCUUAACUAAUAUCUUGAUUGUCGAAAUUUUUUAUGUAUGGGGAAUUGAUUUCAUGGGACCCUUUCCUUCAUCUUACGGUUUUCUAUAUAUCUUGCUUGCUGUUGAUUAUGUGUCGAAAUGGGUGGAAGCAAAAGCCACCAGGACUAAUGAUUCUCAAGUUGUUUCAGAGUUUAUAAAGACUAACAUCUUUGCAAGGUUUGGAAUGCCAAGAGCAAUUAUUAGUGAUGGAGGGACAUAUUUUUGCAACAAGACCAUAGCUACUUUGUUCAAGAAGUACAACGUCACACAUAGGGUUUCUACGCCCUAUCAUCCUCAAACAAGUGGACAAGCAGAAGUUUCUAACCGUCAGAUCAAGAAGAUUUUGGAAAAGACCGUGAGCACUAAUAGGAAGGAUUGGAGUAAACGCCUUGAGAUGCUUUGUGGGCUUAUAGGACGGCUUUCAAAACGCCAAUAG